AAGAAUCCAGAAAAACUUUCCAAAAGCCCCAAAGAAGCUUGAAAGAAUGACCCAUUCCCAAUAUUGAAACUCGGUUUUUCCCUUGCUUUUUUCCCACUAGAAGCCCCAUGUCUAUGUGUAGGAGUGGAUGACCUCCGAAAAUUCCUUUAUGAUUGCUUCAACUCUUUAAAUAAAGGAAGCCUAUAGAGUUCAUCUUUAGGGUGCUACUUUUUUUCAAAAAUCUGUACCCCAUUAGUGGUAGGCUUUGGCUCUUCUUGGAUGGUCUAUAUAAUAUGGGACUUUGUAGCUUCUCCUAGAGAGCCUUCUGGGAAGGGUGGCAACAAUGUCCGAAAGGAGGGGAUCCAACAAAUUUGAGGAUAUGGAGCUGAGGAGGGGGCCAUGGACUCUCGAGGAGGACACCCUCCUCAUCCACUACAUUGCUUGUCAUGGCGAAGGCAGGUGGAAUCUCCUCGCUAAGUGCUCAGGCUUGAAGAGAACGGGUAAGAGUUGCAGGCUUAGGUGGCUGAAUUACUUAAAACCAGAUAUAAAGCGCGGCAACCUCUCCCCGGAGGAGCAGUUCUUGAUCCUCGAACUCCAUUCCAAGUGGGGAAACCGGUGGUCUCGGAUUGCACAACACCUACCAGGGAGGACUGACAACGAGAUAAAGAACUACUGGAGGACCAGGGUGCAGAAGCAAGCGAGGCAGCUCAAGAUCGAUGCCAACAGCGCCACGUUCCGAGACGCAAUCCGGUGCUCCUGGAUGCCGAGGUUGCUCGAGAAGAUGGGCUCAUCUCAAUCCAUGCCACCUCUAAUAGACUCCAACGCCACGGCCACCGCCGGUAUGAUCGACCAAACUCCCCACGGCGGCCGGCCUCCCCAGCCGUUCUCAAAUCCAGCCAUGCAACACCCAUUCGAGAAUUGUAGCUCCUACGACCCCUCAAGCUCGGAGAAUCACAGCCCGAGCACCUCCUCGGCGUCCAUGGCUCUCCCCAAACUCCCGUAUUUGUCCGAAUUCUCAUCGAACCCUGCCAACAGUUACCAUGGUUUCACCUUCAAUCCAUUCAUGGGCGGCCACUGCAUUGAUCACAGUGGCUACGGUUUGGACACCAUGGAUCCAGCGCCUGCGUCAGCAUCACAGCUUGGCUCUUCAGUCUCAGAAUAUAAUUACUCUAUGGCUGCCAAUAAUUGCGUGGACAACAUUGGUGAUGGCUUGUGGAAUAUGGAUGAGUUAUGGUAUAUAUGUAAGAAAGCAACAUGAGAGAGAGCGGUGGAAUCUAGGUUCCUUGUGAGGAUAACUCUUGUAAAGGUAUUAGAAAGAGAGACCAAUUGAGUGUGUAAGUUUGAUUAUUGUGUAUGUGUGUGUUGUUUUGAGAUUUGAAUGAGAGUAGUUCCUUUCUCCAA
Molecule: messenger RNA, 1380 nt
Organism: Elaeis guineensis (African oil palm)
Lineage: Eukaryota; Viridiplantae; Streptophyta; Magnoliopsida; Arecales; Arecaceae
Product: transcription factor MYB2
Biological process (GO): regulation of DNA-templated transcription
Cellular component (GO): nucleus
Molecular function (GO): DNA-binding transcription factor activity; sequence-specific DNA binding
Source: RefSeq, a predicted model, not a curated record